ACCCGUCAUCGAGAAACAGCUGUUGUUUGUUUUGAAAUUGUAGUGCUUUUCGGAGGUGUUACGUUAGAUUUUAAUAUUUAAGAUAUUUAUGUCAAUUUUGGGGGCUUACGGGCGUAGUUAGUUAUAUAGAAGCUAGCGGAUCGUCUGUCAGGCAACAUCAAUUAAUAAUAUGGGAACUCGCAAGAAAGGACUUGAAUUCGCUAAACACAUCACCGAGAUUAUCACCAAAUCAACGGGCUUUGAAAGUCACCUACAAAAGGUCAAGAUCGUGGACGGCGGCGAUGGAGCCUGCACUGCUGAACUCAAGGUGGACAAGGAUCAUGUGAACCUGUACAAGUUCAUGCACGGCGGCUAUAUCAUGACCCUGGUGGACAUGAUAACCACCUACGCCCUGAUGUCCAAGCCAUGUCAUCCCGGCGUUUCGGUGGAUUUAAGCGUAAACUUUCUGAACGGCGCCAAAUUGGGUGACGAUGUGGUGAUUGAGGCCAACCUGUCCAAGGUGGGCAAGUACCUCGCCUUCAUCGAUUGCACCUUGAAGCACAAAAAGGACGACACGGUGAUAGCCAAGGGCACACAUCUGAAGUAUAUUAAAUUUGACUAGACCGGAAGUCCCGCACUAAUUUAAAUUAAUUGUUUCGUGUAUUGGGAGCUACUAAUACAAAGUAUUUUUGAGAAACCUUUUCGGAACUGUCCAAGUAAGUUGAAUAAUUUGUACAAAUAAAUGACUAUGGGUUAUUAA
This is a messenger RNA of Drosophila erecta, 739 nucleotides long. Its product is annotated as acyl-coenzyme A thioesterase 13. Gene Ontology annotation, molecular function: fatty acyl-CoA hydrolase activity. The transcript is spliced from 3 exons. NCBI's taxonomy places the organism in Eukaryota, Metazoa, Arthropoda, Insecta, Diptera, Drosophilidae. The coding region runs from base 170 to 601 and encodes 143 amino acids. The record is from RefSeq and is a predicted model, not a curated record.